Peromyscus maniculatus bairdii (prairie deer mouse) is the source of this 916-nucleotide messenger RNA. NCBI's taxonomy places the organism in Eukaryota, Metazoa, Chordata, Mammalia, Rodentia, Cricetidae. The record is from RefSeq and is a predicted model, not a curated record.
GCAAGAUUCUAAAUCAUUCAAGUGUUGGGGAAAAGGGGGAGCAUCCUGUUAUUGAAAUUAUGAAGGGGUCUUCCACUUGCUUUGGUGCCUAACCAAGAGGCACUGUAGCAGCCUCCUCUUGACAGCAGAGAGAGGCCAUUGUUCUACAGUCCACAGCUCAAAACACUGAAAACACCUAAGAGAUGGAUAAAAAAGAGCUAAAGGCUUUUGUUCCAAAAUUUGACAAGGUCCCUUGGCUUAGUGAGGCCAGCCUGGUGAACAAGCCUUUGGUACUCAGCAUCCCUGGAAGAUAUCAUUCCUCUGCCACUGUUCUGACUUUGUGCAAGAAGGGUAUGGAUUUGCCAAAUUUGCUUCAGGUUCCAGAUGUCAUAUAUCAGGCCAGAAAGAACAAGCAUGAAAACCUGUCUCCCAGGAACAAGCAGCUGUGCUCCGCAUGUCGAGAAAUGAAAACGGUAGGCAAAGGGGCCACAGACAGGAAGUUCCCAGUCUUGAUUCUUCCAAUCAGAGAGAUGCUCCUUCACCAUCCCGAUAUCCAGCAGUUUGAUCACCCCUGCAAUGACAUUCCAACAGAGAGCAUUCGCUACAGACUGCCCAUUAUGGGCCCCAGGACUGCUGUCUUCCACAGGCUGCUGUCAGGUGCCUACACAACUCCUCUGGAGACUCAGCACCUCUCCCUUCCCAGAAAGAAACUAAAGAGCAAGACAGUGAAGCAGUGAGUGGUCAGAGCUAAUUACCCCCCAAGUGUCAGGGACAAAGGCCACCCCUCCAAACUGUUCUGAUACUGGUGCCUUCCCAUCCUGAAAGAUGAUUCAUUUUUUUCCCUCCUACAUGCUGCUAGUCUAGCUCCUACCACUUUCUCCUAAAGAUAAAAUGGUUUAAUUUACAUAAAUAUAAAGAUUUAUUGAUUAACACAGAA